AUGCGCUUCUCAACCAUCCUCGGCUCGGUAUUGCUUGCAGCGCCUAUCCAGGCAGCAAAGCUACUGAUCUGUUCUGAUAGCACCACGGCAAACUAUGCCACUGGAAACGCCCUACAGGGAUGGGGCUUUUACAUCCAAGACUACACGACCCUGACGGUUUCAAACCUUGCCAAGAAUGGCCGCUCGACCAGGUCUUUUAUCAACGAGGGCCUAUGGAGCGACCUGUUGUCAAAGACGGCGUCAGGAGAUUUCGUGGUUAUUGAGAUGGGCCACAACGACGACGGGGAUCCCACUACAUCUGACCGCGCUACCCUCCCAGGCACUGGCGAAGAAACUGUCACAGUCACCACAACGACAGGCAGUAAAGAAAUCGUCCACACAUUUGGCUGGUAUCUGCGCAAGAUGAUCGCCGACCUCAAGGCCAAGGGAGCAACGCCUAUCAUUUCCGGUAUGGUUAACCGCAACUACUGGACUGGUAACAUCCUGCAGUCGAAGUGGCCUUUUGCGGACUACGCCGAAACUGUGGCCAAAGCGGCUGGAGUCGAAUACAUCAACCAUACAAAGUACUCCGUGGCUUUGUUCCAGGCGAUGGGUCCUACUAAGGCCAAAACGUACUAUCCUAAUGAUAACACGCAUACUAAUUGGGACGGUGCGAAGUUGAACACACAGACUUUUGUUCAAGCUGUUAAGUACAAGUGUGGCGGGACUAGUGUGCUUAGGAAGUAUCUGAAUGCAGCUGGUAACGCUAUCAAGAGCCCGGCUCAACAGUCAUGCUAG
Molecule: messenger RNA, 777 nt
Organism: Fusarium odoratissimum NRRL 54006
Lineage: Eukaryota; Fungi; Ascomycota; Sordariomycetes; Hypocreales; Nectriaceae
Exons: 2
Coding region: 1-777 (258 amino acids)
Molecular function (GO): hydrolase activity
Source: RefSeq, a predicted model, not a curated record